GUGUUUUUGAAUCCCAUUUUGGGAUACCAGAUCUUAUUAGCACAGAGUAGCUUUUUGUGUUUGCUUAAAAUAGUCGGAAUCAUUCUUUACAGAAACCUGCAUUCUCUCCAGUCCAAUCCUCAUUUUAAACUGAGCUCAGCCCAUGUCUGAAUUGGGAUAGGUCCCACAGUCAAACACACACACACAGCCUUUUAGUGCUGCAAUGGCAUUUGUGCACAUCAAUAGCUCCCCCUAUGGAAUCUCUGAUAGCUGCUGUUUGCAUCUCCCUCCUCUAAGCUUUUUUCUUCCAGAAUGUGCUUUGUAACCUCACUUUUCAAGACUUCAGGACAUAAACAAAGCCGCUGCAAAACACAUUUAUCAAGCUUUUGUUGGCCAAGUACUACUCCUCCUCAGGACGGGCCGUUGCGCAUGAACCGUCCCAUUCUGCGCUGCUCUCAUGAAUUGUUCAGUGUGUUCUUACGAAAGAUCACCUGAUCCUCUGCUCCUCCAACGGCCGGACGAGUGUCUGGAUGUGCUAAUCUCCUUCACAGUUCUGUAUCGUGUCUCUUCGUGAGCCAGAAGGUAGAAGAAGCUCUGCAUGUUUGUGAGAGGGAGAGAGUAUCGGGUUGGUAGAGUCUCGCUGGUGUUGUUAAAGCUCUCCUGAUGAGGCUAACUGAGUUGCCUAAAUAUAGAUUACAGUAAUUUACUUUCAAACAACUCAUUUUCUGUGUUUGACAUGUCCAUUAACCCUGGCUAGAAAAAUCAUUAAUUUUUCACCACCGAAGACAUUAGUCAUUUGAGCGACUUUCAUCGCUGUCUGCCGCUCGGACCGAAACGGAUGCAGAGAUCAUGCAGUUCACGUCUGCCCGGCGCACACGUGUCCUCCCACGCACAUACGCUCACACACGGCCCUCUCCUAAGUAGGGUGGCUUAUCGCCGGCUGUAUUGUCCCUCACAAUGUGAGGUAAUUAGGUGUCCUAUGCGAUGGCUGUCUCUCGCGCUUUCUUUCUGAACGGCGAGAGAAAUGGACCUGUCAGUUUUCUGGCACCAGAGAAUUCAACAAAUGAGGGUGAUUUUCAACAUUGUGAACUUCAGCAAGACCAAGAGCCUGUACAGAGAUGGGAUGUCCCCCGUGGUGAAGUCGACCAGCCGGCCUAAAUGGCAAAGACUGCCAGCCAAGAAUGUGUAUUACUAUCGCUGCCCCGACCAUCGGAGGAACUACGUGAUGUCUUUCGCCUUCUGUUUCGACCGCGAGGAUGACGUUUAUCAGUUUGCGUACUGCUACCCUUACACCUACUCCCGUCUGCAGCAUUACCUGGCCAGCCUGGAGCGCAGAAAUCUCGAUUACCUGCAGCGAGAGCAGCUGGGCCUCAGUGUGCAACAACGAAGGCUGGAUCUUCUGACCAUCACCAACCCCGCCCAUCUGAACCAAGAGCGAGAAAAAAGGGUGGUGUUUCUCACAGCCCGCGUUCACCCUGGAGAAUCACCUGCUUCCUUCAUCUGUCACGGUGUCAUCGACUUCCUGGUCAGCCAGCAUCCCAUCGCUCAGGUUCUGCGUGAUCAUGUGAUCUUUAAGAUCGUUCCCAUGCUCAACCCUGACGGUGUGUACCUGGGAAACUACAGAUGUUCUUUAAUGGGCUUCGAUCUGAACCGUCAUUGGCAGGACCCUUCCCCUUGGGCCCAUCCCACUCUACAUGCCGUCAAACAACUCAUUGUCCAAAUGAACCAAGACCCAAAAGUGAGUUUGGAGUUCUACAUUGACGUGCACGCCCACUCCACCAUGAUGAAUGGCUUCAUGUAUGGUAAUGUUUUUGAGGAAGAGGAGAUAGGGCAGAGACAGGCCGUCUUUCCUCGACUCCUGUGCCAAAACGCACCUGACUUCUCUCUUUCCAGUACAUCGUUUAACCGUGAUGUGGUCAAGGCUGGUACCGGCCGACGGUUCCUGGGUGGUCUGUUGGAUGACACAUCAUACUGCUACACACUGGAGGUCUCCUUCUACAGCUACCUGACAGCAGGAAGCACCUCACCUGUGCCGUACACUGAGGAUGGCUACAUAAGGCUGGGCAGAAACGUGGCCCGAACAUUCCUGGAUUACUACAAACUGAACAACCUGAUAGAUGAAAGCAAACCCACAGGACACAUUAACAGCCCUUUUGAUGGAACAUCCACUAGUCAUCAAGGAAACAAGGCUGGAAAUGGGAAGGUUAAAGGUGACAGAAAACCCCAUUGAGUCAGGGAUUACUAAAAACACAGGGAAUACUGUAUGGUUCCACAUCGUCGACUGCGACGUUGUGAACUAUGGUCCACUUGCAAAUUCAGUUUUCAAAUCAGCCCACCGCAAUCCACCAGAUAUUUGUUGUCUAAGUUUUUAUGUGCUGAUAGGACUCAACGACUGUGAAAAAGUCUUCGGUAUUAAUUCUCACUUGUGAGAUAUUGCGCAGAGAAAAAAUCAACUGUAAAUUAUCCCACCGGCUACAUUUAUUGCUUUUUCAGUGCUUUGUUGAAUACCAACUACUUUCUUUGCCUUGCAUUUGGAGUUGCCUAUUAUCAGUACAGAAAUUGUAUUUCACUCAGCUGUACUCAUUCUGAUAAAGUGAUUACUUUUAUGAAUUCUUUAAUUGUCUAGAUAGUCAUCUUGAGUUGUUUAUUCAAACCUGAAUGUUUGAAAGUUGCUUAAAUAAAAAGCAAUUGACCUGUAAUGUUUUAUUAUAUUCAUGCUUUGCGGUCAUAAAUUUGCUUCUAAUAAAGUGUUUGAUAAAAAAUGGCUUUCCAGUAUCUUAUUAAGUGCUUAUAUUGAAAUCAUUUUGAAAAUGCUGUUAAAAAAACAAUGCAUUUUAAUCCUCUCAUCAUAGUCUCAGGGCAAUAAGCAUCAACACAUGUUUACUCUGCUGUUCACCGAAGUACUCUAAUACAGAGUCUGUUAAGCCUGUAACACAGCGUCUCCAAACAAUGUCUGAUCUGUCCACACACAGAACACAGUGUGAGGGGGCUAAAAUACUCAAUGGCUCAAACUAUCAGUCAAGAAGUGUGAAUAACAGCGUGGAUUUUUCAGGCCAGUCAUUCGGAAUAACUGAGGCAAUCAGUCAGAAAAGGCAAAAACAAAUGACUUGCAUUUUAGAUGGUAGAAGAGAAGAUGGCGAGAGCUAAUGUGAAUGAGAAAACACAUCCAUCUACAGAAUCUCGACAAACACACACACACACACACACACACACACGUACACACACAGGUAAUGAUGCUGUCAUACCUAAAAGCCUUUGUGCUUAUGGAGAGCCUCACCUUCCCACUGCCCUGUCAUUUUAACCAGAGCCUUGAACCAUUAGUCCCUUAAGCUUGGCUCACCUCGCUGCCACAUACACAUCCUAAUUGCCCUUAGGCUGCUGUGGACUGUUUGCAUUUCCCUUCUUAAACAUUGACAUGGUCCAUUCUUGUGCACAAGUUAACUGUCCUCUGUGAUUCUCUGUGAGGUCUGUCUCUCAGCACUAGCGGUGGUGUGGUUCACUUCGAGGGCAGAUUCUUAUUUAACAUCAUUAUAAGCUGCUUAAAACUGAGACUUAGUGAACUAAUGUCACCCCACUUUUAGACAUUUCUACUUCCCUUCACCCUACAUGUUUAAAAAUAGUAAUUACUUUUCAAAUUCCCGUGUCUGAAUGUGUCCUCAUUUGUCAAAUCACUCAUGGCCCCUCCUGACUUGAAGCAAAGCUGUUUUUAGGACCAAAAACUGCUAACUGUGCAUUUAUACCAAAUCUUUAAAAAAUUCACUUUUGACAGAGUUGACACAAAUCUUAGAUUGGCUCUUUAGCAUCCAACACUUGUUUGUGUUAUAUAGAAAUAUCCUGUUAUUACCGCUCUUUAAAUUUUAGUU
Messenger RNA from Cyprinus carpio (common carp), 3842 nucleotides. RefSeq names its product AGBL carboxypeptidase 4. Lineage: Eukaryota; Metazoa; Chordata; Actinopteri; Cypriniformes; Cyprinidae. The record is from RefSeq and is a predicted model, not a curated record. Gene Ontology annotation, biological process: proteolysis. Bases 1004 to 2209 code for a protein of 401 amino acids. The transcript is spliced from 11 exons. Gene Ontology annotation, molecular function: zinc ion binding; metallocarboxypeptidase activity.